Messenger RNA from Alternaria triticimaculans, 192 nucleotides. RefSeq lists its product as uncharacterized. The coding region runs from base 1 to 192 and encodes 63 amino acids. The record is from RefSeq and is a predicted model, not a curated record. The transcript is spliced from 2 exons. NCBI's taxonomy places the organism in Eukaryota, Fungi, Ascomycota, Dothideomycetes, Pleosporales, Pleosporaceae.
AUGUACGGUCUCACGGAAGUUUUGAAGGCCGCAUCGGGCAUCCUGAACACGUGCGAGGUUCAAGAUAAUGGCGGUGUGGGUGGUUCCCGCAAGAUCCGCAACGACGGCAAAUGCAAUGCGACGCUUCGCCUGGCCAACACCAAGGACAGAGAACCACCGCAGGGCAUGAGUCCUUUAAUUCCCAAGCAUUGA